Messenger RNA from Exophiala xenobiotica, 1485 nucleotides. RefSeq lists its product as uncharacterized. Lineage: Eukaryota; Fungi; Ascomycota; Eurotiomycetes; Chaetothyriales; Herpotrichiellaceae. Bases 1 to 1485 code for a protein of 494 amino acids. The transcript has 8 exons. Gene Ontology annotation, biological process: transmembrane transport. Gene Ontology annotation, cellular component: membrane. The record is from RefSeq and is a predicted model, not a curated record. Gene Ontology annotation, molecular function: transmembrane transporter activity.
AUGUCGAAUGUACCCGUCCGACCUCUCACGCCAACUUCAACUGAGAAGCAUGACCCUGUUGAACUUGAGCAGGCCCCGACCUCGAAGUCGGUGGAUUCAGGGCGCAAUGACAUUGACCCGGAGUUUUCGCCAGAUGAACAGCGCAAAAUCGUCCGACGUAUCGACAGACGCCUGAUCGUCACCUGUGGUCUCAUGUACUGUAUUUCUUUGAUGGACCGCACCAACUUAUCCAAUGCUGCCAUUGCUGGCAUGGUGGUGGAGCUUAAUCUCAUCGGGUUCCGCUAUUCGACCAUAGCAUUGGUCUUCUUUGCGACAUAUACCCUCUGUCAGCCACCAGCAACGGUGAUGUGUAGGAAGAUUGGCCCAAGGCCAUUCCUAGCUUCCAUCACCUUGGCAUGGGGAAUAGUUAUGAUCGGAUUUGGUUUUCCGGAGACAUGGGGUCCAAUGAUACCACUCAGACUGAUCCUAGGAGUCCUCGAAGCUGGCUUCUUCCCAGGCUGUGUUUAUCUCAUCUCAACUUGGUACACGAGAUAUGAGCUCCAGAAGCGAUACUCGAUCUUCUACCUCAUCGGCUGCUUAGCUUCUGCCUGCUCCGGUAUUCUCGCCUAUGGGCUGAUGCAAAUGGACGGCCUCGCUGAUUACAGCGGAUGGCGAUGGAUUUUCAUCAUGGAAGGCAUCCUAACUUGCGUCGUUGGCAUAAUAGGGUACCUUUUCUUGGUUGACUUCCCGGACCGCGCCGCCAAAACCUCAUGGGCCUUUUUGAACGAGCGCGAAUGCCAGUUCAUCAUCCGACGCAUUGCCAAAGAUCGCAGUGAUGCAGAAUUGGAGCCAUUCAACUUGAAGAAAUGGGCAGCUUCUGGCUUGGACCUGAAGAUCUGGGGCUUCGCUCUGAUCUUCUUCUCCAUCACGACUCAGGCCUAUGCCAUUGCGUACUUCUUGCCCAUCAUCCUCCAUGAAAAUAUGGGGUUCUCAAUUGGUGCCUCACAAUGUUUAGUCGCCCCUCCAUAUGCUUUCGCUGGUAUCUUGAUGUUCGCGACCUCGUGGGCUGGCGACAGAUGGCAUAUGAGAGGUCCAGUCCUGGUCUUCAACUGCCUCGUUUGCUUUGUGGGACUGCCGCUCAUGGGUUUUGUCCAGAGCUCUGGUGUGCGGUACUUUGGUGUUUUCCUAACCACCGCCGGCGUCAACGCCAACAUCCCGGCAGCCAUGGCGUAUCAAGCAAACAACAUCCGCGGGCAAUGGAAGCGGGCGUUUGCAAGUGCAACACUCGUAGGGUUCGGUGGCAUCGGUGGCAUCGCGGGCUCUUUGAUUUUCCGUUCACAAGAUGCGCCUCACUAUCGGCCUGGAAUAUAUGCGGCCCUUGCUUGCGACGGACUCAUCAUCAUGAUCGUGGGCAUCUUGUCAAUCCACUUCCGCAGAUGCAACCGGAAGGUCGCAAAGGGUCAGAUGGUCAUCGAAGGCCUUGAAGGGUUCAGGUACACAAUUUGA